Messenger RNA from Macrosteles quadrilineatus (aster leafhopper), 353 nucleotides. Its product is annotated as cytochrome P450 4g15-like. The record is from RefSeq and is a predicted model, not a curated record. The coding region runs from base 49 to 333 and encodes 94 amino acids. Gene Ontology annotation, molecular function: oxidoreductase activity, acting on paired donors, with incorporation or reduction of molecular oxygen; heme binding; iron ion binding. The transcript is spliced from 2 exons. Lineage: Eukaryota; Metazoa; Arthropoda; Insecta; Hemiptera; Cicadellidae.
ACUGUGCCAGCCAAUCAAAGCAUAAUUUUGUCACUCUAUGGAGUCCACAUGAACCCCAAGAUAUUCCCUAACCCUGAACGGUUCGACCCUGAACGAUACUCACCAGAAAACGUCGCAUCAAGAGGCAAACAUGUCAACGUAGCCUUCAGCGGAGGACCAAGGGACUGCAUAGGCAAGCAGUACGCAUCGCUUUUCAUCAAGGUCUUGGUGGUACAAAUUCUGAGAAAAUACAAAUUGACACCUGUAGUGGAUGUACACAAAUUGCGGGUGAAACUGCGCAUCGUUUUAAGCAGCAUGGAGGGAUACGUCGUGGAGAUGGCGCCUCGUCGUUAACACAUUUUAAUAAGCUAGUA